Messenger RNA from Drosophila hydei, 1001 nucleotides. Its product is annotated as ubiquitin-conjugating enzyme E2 N. NCBI's taxonomy places the organism in Eukaryota, Metazoa, Arthropoda, Insecta, Diptera, Drosophilidae. The transcript has a single exon. The record is from RefSeq and is a predicted model, not a curated record. Bases 259 to 714 code for a protein of 151 amino acids.
CGGAACCAGUUUUUUGUUCAAGUUUUAGGGACACAGGCUAGUUUGCUUUUAUAAAACGCUCGAUCAAACUAAUAAAUAAUAAUUUUACAGUUGAACACCGUAAUACUCCUAUGUUCAGCUUAACUAUUCGUAGUUAGACAGGUACAAAAUAGUAUACUUUUUGCUGAACACGCAGACCAAAAAGACAUCAGCUUGUCAUUCUCAAAAACAGUAGCAGCAGCAACAACUUGGACAAAAAAAAGAAAAGAAGGUAAAAACAUGUCCAGUCUGCCACGUCGCAUCAUAAAGGAGACGCAGCGCUUGAUGCAAGAGCCUGUGCCCGGAAUCAAUGCGAUUCCAGAUGAAAAUAAUGCGCGCUAUUUCCAUGUAGUUGUCGCCGGUCCCAACGAUUCGCCCUUCGAAGGUGGCGUGUUCAAGUUGGAACUGUUCCUACCCGAGGAUUAUCCCAUGUCGGCACCCAAGGUGCGUUUCAUUACAAAGAUCUACCAUCCCAAUAUCGAUCGCCUUGGCCGCAUUUGCCUGGAUGUGCUCAAGGACAAAUGGAGCCCGGCUCUGCAAAUUCGUACCAUACUUUUGUCGAUUCAGGCGCUGCUCAGCGCGCCCAAUCCCGACGAUCCCCUGGCCAACGAUGUGGCUGAGCUGUGGAAGGUGAACGAAGCCGAGGCCAUACGCAAUGCACGCGAAUGGACGCAGAAAUAUGCUGUGGAAGACUGAAGCAUCGCCCGCUCAACGUGCUCUCAAAUCUUACAUGCUGGGUGCCGGUAGAAAGGGAGGCGUAAAGGCCAACUUUUUUUUUUGAUGACCAAUUCGUCCAUCGUCCCACACACAACGCAAAGCAAAGCAAAGCUAAACAACAACAAAACCGGUAAAAAUAAAAGAGUAUAAAAAUUUUUUAUAACACAUUUUUUUGUAUAUUUAAAUAAGUCAGUGUCGAAGAUAUGGAGAUGGCGAUAACAGUGAAGAUAUAAUGAUAAUGCUAUAAUAAACUAAAUAAUACAAAA